CUUUUUUUGUGGUCCUGGAGGUCCCCACUCCUUUGACCUGAGACCGACCUUUUAGAGUCCUGUCCGCCACGCCGGUCCCGCGCGGAAAAGCGCCACAUGGACGCCUCGGGCGCGCCCCAUGCGGCCGGCGGCCGCUCCGUUGAGCUCAGCGCGGUGCGGCGCUGCGUGGUGAAGGUCUUCGUGCGAAGCUCUCAGCCCAACUGGACCUCGCCGUGGCAGCGGCGCCCGCAGCGUGCGGGGAGCGGCUCUGGCUUUUGCAUCAAUGCGAGCCGCCGACAGAUCCUCACGAAUGCGCAUGUGGUGGGAGAUGCGGUCACGGUGCGCGUGCGCCGCUACGGGCAUGCUGCGCGGUAUCCCGCCAAGGUGCUCUGCAUCUCGCCGCAAGUGGAUUUGGCGCUGCUAGAGGUGCCGGCGGAGGCCUUCUGGGAAGCUCCGCCGGCCCUGAGCUCCGUGGAACUGUCGGAGGAGGUUCCGGAGCUGGACAGCGACGUGCUGACGGUGGGCUACCCCUUGGGCGGAGAGAACAUCUGUGUGACUCGAGGGGUGGUGUCCAGAAUCGAUCUGAUGGACUACACCUUCUCACCAGUAGGCGGUGAGCGACAGCUGGUCAUGCAGGUCGAUGCUGCGAUCAACCCCGGCAACUCCGGUGGCCCCGUGCUGGACGCCAGCGGAAAGGCGGUGGGUGUGGCCUUUGCCAAGUUGCAGAGCAGCGCAAACAUCGGCUACGUGAUUCCAGGCUCUGUGGUGCGCUACUUCCUCCGGGGCGUGGCGCGCUGCCGCAGCCCGGUGCUUUGCGCUCUGGGCGUCCGCUUGCAGCCCGCGCGGAGCGCCGCCCUGCGAGCCUGGCAUGGCCUGGAGACGGAGGAUGGCGCUUUGGUCGUAGAUGUGGCGCCCCUGUCGGCGGCUGCGCAAGCUGGUCUCAAGGCGGGCGAUGUGCUGCUAGCCAUCGAUGAUGUGCCUGUGGCGGAGGAUGGCUCCAUCCCCUUCCGCGACGCUGAGCGAAUUGGGUUCGACUUUUUGGUCUCCCGGCGCGUGACGGGAGAUCUCUUCAGUGUGAAGGUGUGGAGAUCGGAGGCCGAGGAGGGUGAUUUCUCCGCAGUGCAGCUCCACUUUCCGCUUCACCACUACGUGCACGUCUCGGCGAAGCCGUUGCCGCAGCUGGUGCCGCGAAGGGCAGGCGUGGAUUGCGUGCCGUCCUACCUGGUGGUUGGUGGGCUGGUUUUCAUGCCAUUGACUCUGCCCUGGUUGCUCGCGCGCUUCUCAGAGGUGCGGAAGGCGCCGGGAGAGCUGCAAGCGAAGCUCUGGGAACACAAAGAGCACCCAGAACAGGAGGUGAUCGUGCUGGCCAAAGUCCUAGCUGCAGAGGUGAACUAUGGCUACCAGGACCUCGCCUGCUACGAGCUGCUAUCCUUUGCCGGGCGCCCCGUGCGCAGCCUCCGCGCGCUGCGGGACCGGCUCCAGGAGCUCCAUGCGGCAGGCUCGGAACGCUUCCUACGUUUCGGCUUGAGCUUCAACCUUGAGAUCGUUUUGGAAGCGGAGCAGUGCCGGCAGACGCACUCCAGCAUCCUUCAGCAGCAUGGCAUUCAGCAGGACUGUUCGUCCGACUUGCUGGAGCCGGCUGCGCGGCUUUGAGCCUGCACAGCUUCGCGGCGGGCCGUGAGGGUGCAGGGCGCGAAGAUGUGCCGAAAAUGGACCGCGUGCGCGACUGGACCUGCUGGGGGGUGGGGGUUGUCAGCGAAGGCGGUCAAUUGAGAAGUGCCUUUCUUCUGUAUGAGGCUUGUGAUGCUACACAGUUUCAUUUUCCGUUGAGAUCUGGAAGGGUUUCUGAUGGAAAGGUGGGUGAAAGAAGGAAAGAAGCCAGUCUGCAGAACCAACAUCAGGUUUUCAGUUUCGCAACCUUUCCAGCUGUCCUACAUGUUUUUCCCGUGAUCUCCCCUUUGUGUUCUUGCACCAGAGCAUGUGCACGUGCCGACCAGGUUGGAUCUGAGGAGCAGGCAAGGUGGGAUCUGAGCAGAAGCUUUUCCAGCUAUACGGGGCGUCUAGCAUCUCCCCGCAUUGACAGCAUCUCCCCACUGGCACUUCACGGCAGAAAUCCGAAGAUUCAGUGAGUAGAGUCGAGUCGAGUAGAGUCGCAAGUGGACCCUGUAUCGUUUCAGGGCUCGGUUGUUGCGCUCAAGCUGGGCACGUUUGUUCAGUGCAGCCCUGCUCGGGUUGCUGCUCGGUGGAUCGCCAGGAGCUUGACACGAUUGGAGCCGGGGGACCUGAAGAGAGGCCUGCGCCUGUCUCUCUGGCCGUAGCUUUGGCCUGCGGAUGGUGAAGCCUCGAAGUGGUGUGAUCUUCACGGAAGAAACCUAGGAAGGUCACGGUUCUUUUUCGUGUUGGGGCCUGGUUGGAGUCGGAUGGCAUGUGAACAGGAGAUAGCAG
Messenger RNA from Durusdinium trenchii, 2424 nucleotides. NCBI's taxonomy places the organism in Eukaryota, Dinophyceae, Suessiales, Symbiodiniaceae. The record is from the annotation of a GenBank genome assembly.